This is a messenger RNA of Xiphias gladius (swordfish), 1699 nucleotides long. RefSeq names its product glucoside xylosyltransferase 1b (gene gxylt1b). Bases 37 to 1293 code for a protein of 418 amino acids. Gene Ontology annotation, molecular function: UDP-xylosyltransferase activity. Lineage: Eukaryota; Metazoa; Chordata; Actinopteri; Istiophoriformes; Xiphiidae. The record is from RefSeq and is a predicted model, not a curated record. Gene Ontology annotation, biological process: protein O-linked glycosylation via N-acetylgalactosamine. The transcript has 7 exons.
UGACUCUGGCCCCGAGUUGCGUUUUCAAACUCCAUAAUGCGGCGUUACAUUCGUGCACUAAUGCUGUGCACGGUGUUUGCCGUGUUUUCGGGCUUGUAUGUUUACAGUAAGCUGUUCUACUCGGACGAACUGCUCGGCGGAAACGGACCGAAGAGGGUUUUCAUCCCACCCAGAGUGCCCGGAGCCAGUCGAGGGGCCACGGACAAAACUGGGCCCCAAAACCCACACUGGUACAAUAGGUACAUCAUGCGUCAGAAGGGACGGGCGGAGGCUGGUGGUGGCAGCGUUGAGAGCAGACCCGAGCCUCCCAUGCACCUGGCCGUGGUGGCCUGUGGGGAGAGGCUGGAGGAGACUCUCACCAUGAUCAAGUCUGCCGUGCUUUUCAGCAUCAGACGCCUCUACCUGCACAUCUUUGCUGAAGAUCAACUACACGCUAGCUUCACGGAAGCUUUGGAGUUGUGGCCUGGAUUUAUCCGCUCCAGGUUCAUCUACACAGUCUACUCUAUCAGCUUCCCUAGUGAGAACGCAGCCGAGUGGAAGAAACUCUUCAAACCCUGCGCCUCUCAGAGGCUCUUUUUACCACUGAUUCUUAAGGACGUCGACUCGAUUGUGUACGUCGACUCUGACGUCCUCUUCCUGCAGCCUGUAGACGGAUUGUGGGCGUUCCUGUCCCAGUUGAAUUCCUCUCAGCUGGCAGCCAUGGCCCCUGAGCACGAGGAGCCUCGCAUUGCCUGGUACAAUCGCUUCGCCCGCCACCCUUUCUACGGAAGGACGGGCAUCAACUCAGGGGUCAUGCUCAUGAACAUGACGAGGAUGAGGAACGCGUUCUUUAAGAAUGACAUGACGUCUGUGGGGCUGCGUUGGGAGGAGCUGCUGAUGCCUCUACUCCAGAAAUACAAACUCAACAUAACCUGGGGGGACCAGGACCUUCUCAAUAUAAUUUUCCACCACAACCCUGACACAUUGCUGGAGUUUCCGUGCCAGUGGAAUUAUCGUCCAGAUCAUUGCAUCUAUGGGAGUAACUGUGCUUCAGCUGAGGAGGAUGGCAUCUACAUACUGCAUGGAAACAGAGGGGUUUACCACAACCACAAGCAGCCGGCCUUCAGAGCUGUUUACGAGGCUGUACAAAAGUACUCAUUUGGCGCAGACCCAGUGACAUCUUUGUUGGAUCCUCUAGAAGAGGAACUGUUGAAGACAACCCAUACUUAUUGCGGUAAAUCCCACAUGAUCUUCACUAAGAGACUGGCACGCAGCCUGGCAAAUAUCAACAGGAAGGCUCCACAUGGACGGUGACAAAAAUGAAAUACAAGAUGGGAUGGAGGCCAGUAGGAUUUUUACAAGCUCAUACACCAAGAUAAGGAACCCUGCUUAUUGCAGCUAACUAUUCAUACUUGCUGUUCUUGAGCAAGACAUUGAACUCAUAUCUAUCUGAUCUUACAAGCCAACUGAUGCUUGCCUGCUUUGAAGGGGGUUUUGACUGAUAUACAAAAAAAGGAACCACUAAAACUUGGUUAACUAGUUGUUAACUGGCAAACAGUUCAAAAACUAUGAACAUACAACUUUGACACUGUGGAAUGAGUGGAGUUUUUUUAUUUCUUUGGUAAACAGUUGCUUAAAGCUCAGUAGCUAGAUUUCCAUCCAAAUGUUGUGCAAAUUUUUACUUAAUUUUGAGAAAAUUGGCAAAAGAAAAUGAAAAUUA